Molecule: messenger RNA, 5756 nt
Organism: Hypanus sabinus (Atlantic stingray)
Lineage: Eukaryota; Metazoa; Chordata; Chondrichthyes; Myliobatiformes; Dasyatidae
Gene: ets1
Product: v-ets avian erythroblastosis virus E26 oncogene homolog 1
Exons: 8
Coding region: 395-1702 (435 amino acids)
Biological process (GO): regulation of transcription by RNA polymerase II; cell differentiation
Cellular component (GO): nucleus
Molecular function (GO): sequence-specific DNA binding; DNA-binding transcription factor activity, RNA polymerase II-specific
Source: RefSeq, a predicted model, not a curated record
AACUAGCUUGGCGUCACAUCCGCCUGAUCCGCCACAGAAGGGGGGAGAUUUAAUUAUCAGGCAAGUGCAGUGGGAGUCCUCACAGAGAUCUUGACAGUAAAAAAAACUUUCAGCGAUUGAGCCCGAGUUGCGACUGUUGGAGCAGUCCGUGGGCAGAGCUCGAGCUCAAUGCAAGUCAAACCCAGUCAGCGUACUCACACAUUCAGCGACGCCCUGAAUCCGUGAGUGGCUCAGCCUCAUCAGUGAGAAUUCACCUCCGCAAAAGGAUUUUGGAGAGAGAACAAGAGAAAGCGGCGCACUACCCAACUCCUUUCGCCGGCAGCACCCCCACCAAACUUUUCACCAGUUUUGUGCUAAGUUGCUGAGCCUCGGCUCGCAGUGUGAGAAGAGGACGAUGAAGGCAGCUGUCGAGCAGCCGGCUCUGACUAUAAUUAAGACGGAGAAGGCUGAUGAUCUGGAAUGUGGGGACAUACCAUUACUGACUCCCAGCAGCAACAAGAUGAUGUCUCAAGCCCUCAAGGCCACAUUUAGUGAAUUUACCAGGGUGCAGCAGAGACUGGGAAUCCCGAAAGACCCUCGGCAAUGGCUGGAUGAGCAUGUGAGCCACUGGUUGGUCUGGGCUGUCAACGAAUUCAGCCUGAAGAAUGUAGACUUCCAUCAGUUCCAAAUGAAUGGAGCCAGCCUGUGUGCCUUGGGCAGGGACAGCUUUCUCGAACUGGCUCCCGACUUUGUCGGUGACAUCUUGUGGGAACAUCUUGAGCAGCUUCAGAAAGAAUGUCUGCAAGAAGACGUAAAGCCCUUUGUGGUGAAUGGAGUGGUUUCCAAUUACAAUGAUAACAGCCUCUUUUCUUCCUACCCCAUGGGUUAUGGCAUUGAGCAUGCCCAGUGUGUCCCUCCUUCUGAGUAUUCAGACCCAGGGUUUAUUACAGAGUCCUACCAAACUCUGCAUCCCAUCAGCUCGGAAGAACUGCUCUCACUAAAGUACGAGGCGGAUUAUCAGGCUGUGAUCAACCGUGACGCACCUGUGGACACACUGCAGUCUGAGUAUUACGUCAAGCAAGAGGUGGUGUCCCCAGAUAACAUGUGUGUGGGCCGGAUCAGUCGAGGUAAGCUUGGUGGUCAGGAUUCUUUUGAAAGCAUUGACAGCUUUGACAGCUGUGACCGUUUAGCACAGUCCUGGAGCAGCCAAAGCUCUUUCAACAGCCUCCAACGAGUGCCGUCCUAUGACAGCUUUGACUCAGAGGAUUAUUCUAGCAACCUGCCCAAUCAUAAGCCCAAAGGAACAUUCAAAGACUACGUGCGAGAACGAACCGAUUUAAACAAGGACAAGCCAGUGAUCCCUGCUGCUGCUCUGGCUGGAUACACAGGCAGUGGACCCAUCCAGUUGUGGCAAUUCCUGUUGGAGCUCCUGACUGACAAAUCAUGCCAGUCAUUUAUCAGUUGGACCGGCGAUGGCUGGGAAUUCAAACUGGCAGAUCCCGAUGAGGUUGCCAGGCGAUGGGGAAAAAGGAAGAAUAAGCCAAAGAUGAACUAUGAGAAGCUGAGCAGAGGCCUACGUUAUUACUAUGACAAGAACAUCAUUCACAAAACAGCAGGCAAGCGCUAUGUGUAUCGGUUUGUUUGUGACCUCCAAAGCCUGCUGGGUUACACACCAGAGGAGCUACAUGCCAUGCUGGAUGUUAAACCAGAUUCCGAUGAGUAACAAGCAGCCACUUAUAGGACCAAAUUCUAGGCUGUGCUCACAUACAGGACUUGUAUAUGAUUUGUUUGCUUAAGCUUCAUAUAGAAAGUCAAGAUUCAUCGCUUUGAAGACAAGCAUUGGACAUCGAUGCACAAUUCCUCAAAAGCAAACAAAACCAGUUGUUUCUUCUUUAAAAAAAAUAUUGUUUUUGGUUUUCUAAACUUUUUUCCUGCCUUACAAGUUGGACAGUACAAGGAUUGUAUUGACAUAAAGCAUUGUGGGAUAUGGAGCAGGCACACUUAGCACAAGAAACAUCGUUACCAGCAAUGGACAGCUGCGUGGUUGUUGGUGCCCAUGUCCAUUAAUGGCCUUGGUUACAUUGGUGGACUGAAGCUGGUGUCUCAGGAAAUUCACUGUGUUCCUUCUGUGCCAGUAGUUUUGUCUUAAGCUCAUACCUAAGUUGACCUCAGUAUUUUCAGUAUUGUAUAGACCCUCGCCAGCUGUUUUGACCAAGUGUUCAAGGUCUGUAGAUCACAUCAGGAUGUUUGACUGAGGAACUGAAAAUGGGCAGUGACCAACUGAAGUUCCAAAAACCAUCUCAUAAGCCAAGCCAGCUGGAAUCUGUGUUUCACUAUUUGUCUAGUGUGGGGUCCAUUGUAUCAUUUAUUAUCUUUAAUUUGAGAAUAGUCAAUGACAGUGGUAAGGGUAAGGGGACACCCUGAAGCAUUAUACAGUACCUGGCUCCAGCUCAAAGACCUAGUAUGCCACUGUCUGCCUUACAGCCUCAUGCCUCUAAAGCCUUGCAAAUCAACUGAGUUAAGGCAGUUCCUAUCUAACUGCUCCAUGAUACUGUUUUAUUUAUAUAUAUAUAUAUAAAUAAAAUAUGUGCUGUGGUAUAUUCUGUGUAACUACAUAACCUGUUGGAACAAUGUUUUUGAAAUGCUACUUGGAAAAGCAAGCCUAAUAUUGGCCUCAGUUAUCCCAGGUCCAAGGCAGUGAGAGAGCAUUGGGAUCAGUAAGAAUCUUAUGCUGUUCACCACAUUCAGAUUUGUUCAGACAAAUGAAGGACAGCGAUGUUUUCCAGCCUCACAACUCUGAAUUGUUCUGAGACAGAGUGUCUAAUCUGCAAGCGUGACAGAUGGUUCCUUGAAUUGAUGGACAUUUCAACCCUUCAAACUUUCCACAGUAGAGGAAGUGGACUGAAAAUCUGUUUUUGAAGAGUUGAAGUUGAAUUUGAGGAGGAAUUCCAUUGUUAAGGCUAAGCAAGGCCAUACCUGUAUUUCUGGUGACUUUUCUCACUAAUCCAGGAGGCUUUAUGCUCACUAUUUCUUUGCUGUUAUCAGUAAGCCAAAUAUUAUUGUGUGCCUUCACUUUUGAAGGUUUUUGUAUUUUAGAUGUCUGGCAUUCACUGCGUGACUUCACUUCAAGGUUCUUUCCUCUUUUUUCCUGGCUGCAUUGUUAAAGAUAUGUUUGUACCAACCAUGGGUAAGUGAUGUUGCGCCAUCUGUGAAAUGUCUCUGAGCAAGGCCUUCAAGUUAUGUACUUCUGUCUGAACACACUGCGAGUCUGUCAGUAAAGAGCUGAGAUCUUGCAGCGUAUAAAAUGUCAAUUGAAUGAUUCAUGGUUACUCGGUCCACAAGAUUACUUUACUCAGAACAGUAAGAGCAUGCGUGAAAUCUGCUUCUGCUAAUGAGAAAUGAUCUUUGCUGUUAAACUAGCUUUUCUCCAGAUUAUUUGUUUGUAAAGAUUGGAUGAGGGAUAAAUAUUAGCCUGGUCUGCAGAUGUUUCUUACUGCAUACAAUGAAUUCUAAUGUUCAGUGUUUCCAGAAAGGUUGGCAUUAUUAAGUAAAAAGAAGAAAAGCUAUAUAGUACUGUGGACAAUUCUUUGGUAUAUUUAUAUAUCGCCAGGGUUUCUGAGACUUUUGCACAGUACUGUAGUAAUUUUAUGUAUCACACUGUACUGCUAUCGGGGGAAAAAACACAAAUUUCAUGGUGUAUGUGAGUGAUGAUAAACCUGAUUCUGAUAUGGGUCUCUAUUGUGGACUGAGAGUGGGAAGGGGGCAGGGAGAGGGGAAUCAUAGAUGGGGAAAGGGGAAGGGAGAGGGGAGGGAGCGGGAAGCACCAGAGAGACAUUCUGUAAUGAUCAAUAAACCAAUUGUUUGGAAUCAAUUGACCUCGUCUGGUGUCUCAGGGCUGGGUGUGUCUGCACCCAUGCCACCUCCUGCCCCUGGCACUCCUUCUCUGCCACCUGUCCCACACCCCUCCCGCGGUGCCCCACACUCUCCAUACCCAACAUUCUUUGCUCCCGCCAGAUUUACAAACUCACUCUCCGUGCCACGUUGACAAAUACAGUUCUAUGCAAAACUCUUAGGCACACUCGACUUGUGUGGCUAAGGCUUUUGCACAGUACUGUAGCUCUGAUUGUUCAGUUUUAGGGAACUGUUCUUGUGCCAUGUGGAGGUUGAUAUCAACAGAUUUCCUUGUAAGUUUUUCUCGAAUACCCCUAAAUAUAGCCCAGCCCCCACCACCUGGGUCCAUCUGCCUAUGACCCACACACCACACCUUCUCGUUCUCCUGUGCCCUCCCUUCAUAGUUCCAUCUGCCCAUCUCUUCCUUAACUCGUCACCAGCCUUUCUAUCUCCACUUAUCACCUUCCAGCCUAGCCUCUACCUCCACCCUCCCCACAGCCAGCUGGCUCCAUCUGACCCUUUUUUAAUAACUUUUUAAACCUGUUUCUACCUCAUCUCCCAACUUCACCUUUCCUCCCUCUCCACUUGGCUCCAUCUGCCUCUUAUCUCCCUGGUUUGCUUAUCACCCGCCAGACCCUGCAUCAUCUCUCCCUCUUACCCCAUUAUCUCCCCUCCACAUUCUCUGUCCUGACUUAUAACAUUGGCAGUUCCAUUAACUCCACAGUUGCUGUUUGACCCACCUAAUUUCUCUAGCAGUUUUUUUUUGCACCAAAUCCUAGUUUGGUCAAACUAGGCUCAAGUAGAGUAAGGCUGAGAUUGGUGCUCAAGAGGCAUACAGGGCAAAAAGUCUCCUGAGAGAUGUAAUUUAAAGAAAACCAUCUCCAACUAGGCUCAAGAUUAAACAUAAUGGUCAUAGAUGAAAGGCAGUUCAUGAUUUGUCUACUUUCUGUAGGUGUUUAAGGUGACUGAGCUCUCGAUUCAGAAAUGCGUGGGUUAGUGUGAGAUUUCAGAUGAUUAAAGUCUGAGUAGAAACCCAAGUCUGAGAACAGUUUUUGUUAGUUGACUACAGUCAAGUUUGGCACCUUGUGAUGCAAGCCGCCUCACUGAGCAGAGUGCAGCUAUUCUGCACAGACUGGGGGUAUGAGCAGAGCAUUGGUAUGUGAUAAUAUUUUUGCAAGGGUCCAGAAUGCAUAGGAAGAUCUCAUCACAUAUUUUGUAUUGUGUAAAUCCAGAAGUACAAAUCAUUGCUUCAGACGUGCUGUCAUCAAUAUUAUACUGUCAAAGGUUCCAUUGGCUCUGACUUUUGCAAUCUAGGCCAAAAGCUUCAACACAAUAAAUGAUUACUUAAUGCAGGUUUAAAGUCUAAAAUAGUAGAUAUAAUAAAAGAUGUUUUAUGUAUUUUGUUUAAAACUUAUUUUUUAGCUUUUUUUUAAAAAUAAUUUAUAUUUUUUAAAAGAACAAAAAGCAAAGGAAGCUGGUGCUUUGAAAACUAAAGUAGCUUAGUGAUGUAGCGAUCUCAUUGGAGCAGAGUGAAGAUUCCUGUAAAUGUAGUUGCUGAUGCUGGCACAUCAUGUUGCUGGAGAGAUUUUAUAUGACUGUACUCUUACUGCAGUUUAAUUCUGUUUCAAAUUGUGGUGAUGGUUCAUUAAAUAAAGAGCUGUGAAACGUGGAUUAUUUUCGACUCCAAUGUAAUACCAGUGCCAAAAUUAUUCACAGAUUUUUACAUCAAACAUGUUAGAAUCUACCUCUUGUAGCUCCAGACCAAAAUCUGCCCUCUGUGGCCUUGGUAUCUUAGUGCCUCCAUAUCCAUUUGAGAUGGAACGUAAAACAUUAUGAUUUUAUGAAGUUUAAGAGUUAUUUCAAUAAAAAAGUGCUUAUUCUUUAAA